CGACGAUUAAAAGCCAAUGCUCGAGAACGAAGUCGCAUGUCCAAAAUGAAUAUAGCUUUUGAAGAAUUAAGACGUCUUGUACCUUAUUAUCCCAAAGAUGGUAAAUUAACCAAGUUGACAACGUUACGUCUAGCCAUGAGAUAUAUUAGUGCAUUAAGUGAGUUAUUACAAGAAGAU
This is a messenger RNA of Trichoplax adhaerens, 177 nucleotides long. RefSeq lists its product as uncharacterized. Gene Ontology annotation, molecular function: protein dimerization activity. The record is from RefSeq and is a predicted model, not a curated record. The transcript has a single exon. The annotation marks the transcript as partial. NCBI's taxonomy places the organism in Eukaryota, Metazoa, Placozoa, Uniplacotomia, Trichoplacea, Trichoplacidae.